AUGACUAAAUCAUACGCAUUUUAUGAUGUUGUUGACAAACAUGGCACUUGGCAUGUGCAGUGCGAAUGGUUUAAUGAAACAGUGGAUCUGGAGCAAGAGACAGGUGUCCAGUAUGGCAUCAUUACCAUUACCAACUUACAGGAUUACUGGCAGCAUACCAUUGACCGUGAUGUGCUGUUACAAAGCUUUCCAGUGUCGAAUGCAUUGAUCAAAGAGCAGAGAAACAAUGUGCUUACAGCAGCAUUUUUAAGUGUAGAAUCAUUGAACGGAAGUAAAUUGGAAUGGAAGAUUAGCUUGCAGGAACAUGGUGAAUUACAAAUGCGAUUACGAACAUUUGAUGGCGACAUUCCACUUACUGCUGGAUCAUUUUUAUUAAAGAAAGCGCCCCAAGACACCUAUCAACAUUUGCAUAAAUUAUGGUUUACAAACACGGCUACUGCAUCGUGCGCUUCCACCGAAGUCAACAAGGCAUUGCAGCAGCGUAUUACAGACAUCACAAAGACCAACAAGGAGCUCAAAGAAACCAUUGAGUCACUGAUCAUCAAGGAAAACAAAAACAAGUUUGUCAUGAUUGACAAAUUUGUGCGAUUGCUGAAUCGCAAGAAACAAAAGAAUUUCAGCCUGGAACAUCACAUCAAGAAGCAAGACGAAACCAACAAGAAAUUAGAAAAGACAAUCAAAAAGCUGACUGAAGAGAACAAGGAGUUGAAGAAACGUAAACGAGAUGAGAGAGAAGACGACAUGGAGGUGCACAUGGUCAGUCAGAGGAUCACAAAGCAGCAAAGAAUUGUCAAGGAAGAGACACGAUCAUUACCUUUGCCAGCUGUAGUGCAUGAUGAAGAGGACGGCAGCUCAGACUAUUAUGGUUCAGAUGAUGACAUUGAUUGCCCUCAGACUGUUCGAUAA
This is a messenger RNA of Mucor velutinosus, 906 nucleotides long. RefSeq names its product Ubiquitin-conjugating enzyme E2 6 (gene UBC6). The transcript is spliced from 4 exons. Lineage: Eukaryota; Fungi; Mucoromycota; Mucoromycetes; Mucorales; Mucoraceae. The coding region runs from base 1 to 906 and encodes 301 amino acids. The record is from RefSeq and is a predicted model, not a curated record.